Molecule: messenger RNA, 7641 nt
Organism: Lymnaea stagnalis (great pond snail)
Lineage: Eukaryota; Metazoa; Mollusca; Gastropoda; Lymnaeidae
Source: the annotation of a GenBank genome assembly
ACAGGAAAUUUUUAUUUUAAUUUAUUUAUAUAAUUUCAUCCUUAUGCCAAGGAAUUUCAAAAAAAUUAUGGAUAGACGUUAAUUUACUAAUUAUAUUAAAUUAUUUCAUUAUGAAAAUAAUAUUUUUUGUUUGAUUUAUUAAAUUUGAUUAAAAUGAUAAUUUAACAAAUAAUUAAAUUGCGUUUUAAUUUUUUAGUCUCGAAAUGCAGUGUGUACUUUAAAACCAAAUCGUCAGGCUGCUUUAUGUAUUCGCUUUUUUCCUCCAUGAUAAUGAAAGGAAUGAAUAGCAAUGAAUAGCAAUAGUGACUAUCAAUAGUCUCAAUGGAAGAGUAGGAUUAGAAUUAAUAAUUUGUGUAGUCCUCUGAAAUAUAAAAUAAAAUAAAUAACAUACUCUUCAUACCCCGUACUUUAAGAGUAAAUAAAUACUAUGUCGGAUGAGGAGGGUUACAAUUCUGAAGAAGACGUUGAUUACAUUCCAUCGGGUAGGUGAUAAUAAUUCAUGAUUCAUAAUCGAACAGUCAUACAACGCCGACCUUAGGUAAAAUUUCGCCCUGUGCUAAGCACCCGUUCGGCGCCCCCAUCCCUAAUUUCCACGCCCUUUUGGUUGGUCCCAACUCGAGUGUUAGUAUCCACAUUAAGAAUGCAACUUUCGUUGUAUGAAAAUCGAAUGAACGAAUGUACAAAAAUAAAAAGUUAAAAUUCCGCUUCUCAACCCUGGACUCAAGGGUUUACACUUCACUAUAAUAAACUAAGGGAAUUUAAAUAUUUACUGGGCGUCCCUAUGGCCUUGGCGACCUGUGCCGGCCCUGAGUCAUACAUGAUAUUGAUACACACAUUCACAUAGUCAAAGUAAUAAUACUAAAUAGUAGUUUGUAGGUUUGAUGGUCUACCCUUUAGACUAAAGACUUACACUUACACUAUAAGUAGAAUUAUAAUUAUUAGAAUUACGACUUCGAGUUGUUAAUGUUAUUAGACUCACAAUUAAGACUUUUGUCACUGAGUAGUAAGGUAAGUUAGUUAAGUAAAUUAGUUUUUUUUAGUGUAAGGCAAAGUAAGAUUAUAUUUAUUUUUAAUUUUAGUAGAGAUGAGGGAGGCUUAAGGGCACUUUAGUUUUAGACUUAUUAAGUUAAGUGUCAAAAAGCUAAUUCUAAGUUGCCACAUGCCAUUACUAAUUUUACUCAGUAACUUAUACUACAAGACUAUAACAAUUUAAUAACAACAAUUACAACCAAAUGUCAUGUGGCUUACUUGAGUCAUGCCGUAAAAUUAGCCAAUUAUUUUCAUUUAAUUAUCAUCAAUGAUUAAUUAUAUUAUGACUUAUGAUCCAUUCCAGAAAUUUAAGCAUUGUAAUUGUAAUAAAAUGUUAUGUUGUAUUAACUUAUAUUAUAAUAUAUUAUUAAUAUUAUUAUUAUAAUUUAUAUUUUAUUAUUUUAUCCCUAUUCAAAAUUACAAAAUAUUUAGUUUGCAGUGUGAUGAUUUUUUUCACACUACUACUAGCACUAAGCGCUUUGGUCUCACUUAUUUUGUGGAAUCCCAACCUCUAGGUUGAACAUGAACGAUAUGUGGGAUAACUUUCCAGUUCUUCACCAAGCUUUAUUCGCGUCAUGACAACUUAAUCUGACAGUCAAUUCAGUUUAGUUUAAAUGAAAUCUAAUUAAAUAAAAUUGAAAUUUUCCAUUAAUUUUAUUAAAAUUCAACUAUUACAAGGUUCAAUAGAAAUACAAAAAAAACUAAUCCUGGCUAACUUGCCAAAACCAUGAUACGGGGUAUAAAAUGUAUGCAAAGUGUUGUCUUUUGAUUGGAUGAAAAGAGAAAUAGGGUAUAGAUUGGGUUAGCAGUGUGGGUUUUGCUAAGAGUGACAUCACAUUGGGAAAUGCCAACACUGGAGUCAAGGUGAAUAAUUGUUGGACCUGACCGAUGUGCAUAAUAACUUCACGUUCUCGACUUAGCAUAAAAUAAAUUUAAAUGAAACAUAUUAAAGUUAAAGUGAAAUUCCCAUUCGUUUUUAUUAAAAUUCAUUAUACAAGCAAGUUUUAAAAAAAAAAAAGGCAAGGAACUCAUCCUUGCUGAUACCCCUAGUACCUAGAUGAACACCAGUGUAAACAAAACAAUAAAAGUGCUGUCUUUUGAUUGGUUGAAAAAAGAAGUAUGCUGUUCACCUCUAUCAUGUCACCAAUUCAUGAGACCCCUCCCACACUUUCAACACAAGAAUAAAAAAUAAUAAGAAAAAAAACCUGUAUGAAAUAAACACAGCUAAAAAUCUAAAUCUUUAGAAUACAGAAAUAUAAAGUAGUUCACUUGGGGGACCUCUAUUACCUGUAUACACUAAAAGUCUUAACUGGGUUGUUUGACAGAGUCAUUUUGUCAUGGGAUGCCAUUGUCAAAUUGACUUGAAAUACAUAACUCCAAACUCAUCUGAGGAGCCACUUAAUGCAGCAUGUAAAGUUUACCUGCAUUUUCCAGUGCAAAAUACUUAAGUAACUGAAGAUUGGCAUCACAAAUUUUAAAUAAUUCUGAGCAAGUUAUUAAAAUCUGGUGUAAAUUACCUUUAUUAAAAGGAAGUAUUGAAGUAAGUGAAUAAUUUUUAAAAAAGAAAAAAAAAACGAGGGGGAAUAAACUUCCACUUUUCAUUCACUGAGGUUAUUUUAUCUCUAAUGAUAUCAUUAGGAGUACUGGAGAUGGGAAUUUUAUUGAUAAAAACAUUAUUUAUCUUUCUAAAUUUGCUGACAGAGGGGGAGCAAGUGAGUGAGGAAGACAAUUCAGGAGAUGAAGAAGAUCUUUCUGUGCUGCACGAUGGUGAUACCUCACCAACCAAAGGAUCAUCAAAAAAGAAAAACACAACUAAAGCAAAAAACAUAAUUGGUGCCAGGUAAUAGAACUAGUGCUUUUCUUUCCAAUUCGGCAACACUGAUGUUUUAGAGAGGGAUGUUAAUUGUAUAGACAUAUGUUCAGAGUUAAAAAUUAAUUUAACAACUAUUAAUCUUGACUUGGUCUAGCAAUGUAGUGAUUCUAAUAAUGAUUGUAUAUAAGAAGUCUAGAAAUUCUAGAAAAACAAAUGAAAAUGAAAGAGCUUUCUUUUUUUAUUUUUGUUUAGGAAACGGCGUGGUGGAAUCAAACUGCAUGAAGUUGAUGAAACCGUACCUGCUGAUGGGACAGAACUAGCAGAAAGUGAAGAGGAGGCGAAGCGCAGAAAAGAACUUGCAGAACAAAUAGCAAAAGAAGAAGAAGAGAAAAGGAAAGAAAAAGAAAAAAAACGGGCAGAUGACUUAUGGUCUAGUUUUAUGUCUGGCGUCAAGCCAACGCCACGUCCAUCAACAAAUACCAGCCCCAGUCCACUGCCUGGCCCACUAUCUUCGCAGGUAAUGAUUUUCUUCUGCUUUUUCAAAUCAUUAAUUGAGUAAACAAAAUGCUUUGUUUCUAUUUAAAAAAAGUCAUACCAUAUAAAACUUUGAAUUUGGAAUCUCUGAUGACUGAUGUAUCUUAAGUCCUGUGAUAUCUUUUUAUUUUAAAACUCUUUCUUCAAUAUACAAAACAUUGUCUACACUCCUAAAAAUUUAAAGAGCAUAAGACAAGAUAUAUAGUGAGAACAUUUACAAAUAUCUUUGCUGUCACUGCUUAAAACUAAAAGUAUUUUAGCAUACCAGAAAUAAUCUGAUAGUUCAUAUUAAAUUUCAAUAAUCCUUAGGAAUAUUUAAAUAUUUAAAAAAAAAACACUACAUCAGCUUUUACAACACCAAUAUGAAUACUUUUGGAGCUCAUUGGGCCAUCUUUAAAUUCAUGACUUGUUCUUCUAUAACUUCAUUCAUACCAAUGGGUCACUGCCAGAAUAGUGUCAAAAUCUAGUUGUUUGCUUGUUUGCCAAACGAUGUGCAUCACGCUAGGAGGACAUCUAAUUUUAAAAGCUCAUGAAAUCCUCUUUUAUUUUUUUUUCAAGAUAGGAACGAACAAAUGAAUCUUAACAAGUGAUUUACACAUGGGCUUAUUCUUUUGUAACAUUUUGAUCAAUUAGGUCAAGUCUUCCAAUGAAACAGCUACUGAAACAAAACUGGAAACACCUUCUAGUAAUGAGAAAGUUAAAAAAGUCACUAUCACAAAAGUAUUUGACUUUGCAGGGGAGGAGAUCAAGUAAGUUUUUACACUUCACCAGUUGGUUUCAUCGACACGCUAAGGCUCAUUUACAGCACAGUAUAUGACAGCUGGGAGAGAAUGUUUGAUUGACAGCUGGGAGAGAAUGUUUGAGAAUAACAAACACUCUUUGCCAAUUUAGAGGAAGAAUAAAAUUUAACAUGUUUUCUGUCGAGUUUUUGAAAAAAAUACUUAGACAUAUUAGAAAACUUACAGAAAACAAAUUUAAUACGGAGAUGCCAAGCACAGAAUCCUCCAUUCAGGUUUCCAAAGGCCACCUCAGCUUUUACUUUAGUUCUAACAGUUGGUCUUUAUACAACUAUGUUGUUGUUCUUCCGUCAAAAUCGACUAGGAACAUCGAGUCAUCCGGUUAGGGGAGAGGGUGGGUUAUGGUGAGCUCGUAUGUGGCUUGCUAGACUGAUCCUUGCUCGGAAAAAAUCUCUGGCACUGGGGGCAGGGGAUAGUUGCUGCUGUCGGUGAUCUACUAUUGCUCUUGAGCCUCCUCGUCUUAGCUGUGGUUAUCCUACUGGCUUCAUGAGAUUUAGCCCCUUUCUUGACAGCUGCUCUCCAACUGGCUCUAUCCUGGGCUGUCUGCACCCAUUUAGUAGGGUUGAUGCUGUAGGCCUUUAGUGCCGCUUUCAGUGAGUCUUUGUAACGCUUUUUUUGACCUCCUUGGGAGCGCUUGCCUAUCAGAAGUUCUCCGAAGAAAAUCUGUUUUGGGAGCCGGUGAUCCUCCUUACGGGCUACAUGUCCCAUCCUGAUGCAGUUAUACAACUAUGCCUUGUGAUAAUUACACCAUCUUUCCAUUUUUUGAUUUCUAUAGGAUCACAAAAGAAGUGGAUGCAGAUUCUAAAGAGGCUAAGGAAGAACAAAAAAAACAAGAAAAUUUAACGCAGGAAAAGUCAAGUUCAACAGCUGCUGUUUUGAAAACUUCCAUCGGGUAAUUUUAUGUCAUCUAAAAUGGUUCAGGUCAUUAAUUAUAAUGAAAAGUUCAUCACAAAUUUUACAACUUGAACUAGUGGGAUUGAGUUAUUUCAUCUUGAACAGAGUAUUUAUUAUCUUUUGUGAUUUUAUUUUAGCACCAUCAUAAAAAAAAAAGAAGCUGGCAGCAUAUAUGAUAAGACAUUUAAAAAAAACUAGAUGUUAUCUACUAGUUAAUUUUUACCAUCGUUGUAUCAGAGUUUUAAAUCUUUCGUUUUUUUUUCAAAUCAUUUUUUGUAAAUUCAUAAUUGAAGACUUUUAUUUUGUCCUGACUCUUCGGCAGGCUAGGAACCAAACGUCCUGCCACCGGUGGAGGUCUGGGUAGUGUUCUGAAUAAGAUAAAUAAAAAAAAUAAAAUGGGAACGCUGGUAAGUAUAUCAAGCAGAAGAACUCUAAAUUAGGUACCAUAUUAAAAUUUAAUAAUUAAAUGGGGCAUAACCAUCAUCUGUUUACAGCAGGAUUUGGUUGCAUCUAUAUUUGCCUAUUUACACUUGUUAACUCUUAAUGUUUUUUUUAAUCCCAAUACAAGUAGUCUACAAAACUUUUUUCUUCAUUGGUAUGCUUUAAAUGGCACUUUUUGUGGAUCUCUCCUUUAUUUUGGACAGACUUCUUCUAGAAUAAGUUAUGCAGUAUUUUAUUUUGUCAAAUAGGAAUGUUUUUCUACCAAAAAUCUUUUCCAUUAGUGAUGUGUAGGUUUAUAACUAAUCUCACAGGAAAAGUCUAAAAUUGAUUGGGAUUCCUUCAAGAGGAAAGAAGGCAUUGAAGAAGAUUUGAAGAUUCAUAACAAAGGCAAACAGGGGUGAGUAGAGUAUUACUUCUACUCCCUGGUGGCAGUGUUGUAAUAGAAGAAAGUUUAUUCUUACCAGGGCAGUGGAAGUGGUUCAUAUCCAUUUGGUUAUGGGUAUAGAUCAUACAAUUUAUAUCUUUGAAUCCGGAUACAAACAAUCUGAAAAAGUUCAGGUGAAAUUAAAAUUGGUUAUUUUGUUGACUCUUUGCUUACCACUGGGUGAUGUUUGUAUUUAAUCCAUAUUCCUUAACAAAGUAUUUAAUCCUUGGCCAUUUCCCUUACAAAGGAAUUCAAUUUAUAUUUUGAAAAUAUUUUAUCAAGGUCCUAAAUAUUGAUUAAUUUUUUAAAAAAUGCUAGACAAAAGCAUCCAGAAAUGAAUUAGAUUUAAGAAAAUAUGUUAACUGCCACAAAGAUAUAGAACAACAACCAAAAUAUUUAUUUUUUGCACCUCUGACAUACACAUGCACUGUACUAAGAGUGCACAUAGAUUAAAAAUGUAAAAUGAUGAAAAAAAUUCUGUUUUUCUUUAUUGAAGUCACCUUAAGUCUCAAGGGCCAUGUGGUUUCAUUGCUAUUUUUAAAUAACGAGAGAAAUGUGUCAAGAUGCAAUUGGUUUCAUCCAUCACGACCCCAAUAUGACUCGUUUAGUCCAUAAAAAUUGUAGGGAAUGAGUUAAUUAGUCUGUUUUAGCUGCAUUAGAAUACAAUACCUGUCUGACAUUAUAAGCAAGCAUUAACACAAUCCUUGACAUGAAGUCAUACUAACACACUAAUAUACUAUCAUUGUCAACAAAGUUGUCUCCCGUUCCCAGCCCUGACUGAUAUUAAUUUACAUCAUUCAAAAAGUCAAAUCUAACAUCAAUUGAAUUCAAUACACUUAACUGUUUCAACAUCUCUACAGUAUUCAGUCUCUUUAUGAAUGAAACAUUUUAAAAAACAGAUUUCUUCUCUAGAGGCUACCUAAGAAUCAAAGAGCCAUAUUUUAUAUUCAAGUUUUCAACAAUAUUUAACAAUACUAUAACAUAUGCUUUGCUUUUUACAGUUACACCGAAAGGGUUGCAUUUUUGAACAGGACAGACCAGCGACAGUACGAAAUAGAGAGAGAUCUGAGGCUUGGCAGCACUAGCAAAAGAUAAUAAAACUAAGCGGCAAUUUCAAUAGAAUCGUCACUAUAUAAAUUGUGUGUCAGAAUGUGGAUGAGUAAAGCUAUAAUGAUGAGUAAAACAAUGUGGAUGAAUAAAACAAUGUGGAUGAGUAAAGCUAUGUAGAUGAGUUAUGGCUUACAUCAAAGCAAUACAAGUUUGGUUCUGGUCUUUGCAGUGCAGCAGCAAACCGACAGGACCAGUUUGUUGUGUUUUGUGAGAUGUUAUUUUUCACCCAGUGAUAGUGGGAUGAAAAAAAAAAAGAUUAUUAUGAAGUAGUUUUCAACUAGCAUGCCUAUGCUACAUUAUGUGCAAUAUCAGCACACCUACCCCACAUUAAGUGCGAUCCAUGAAACAAAACAUUUGUAAAUUUAUUGAAAGAAAAAUGAAUGUAAAUCUUAAGUAUGACAGCUUCCAAGACAACUUCAGUCUAUGAAGAGUGUAGCUGAAUCUAUUUAAACAUUACAAGAUGGCUGGAUCAUAUGUAAAAAAACAAGAUACUUCUUUUGGAUAGUCUGCAUUUAAAAAAAAAUAAUUCUGUGUUUAAUUUCAAUGGGUUUUUUGUUUGUUUUUGUAUAACAAAUUGAUUUUUUUCUUAAAAAUAAAAA